Molecule: messenger RNA, 1878 nt
Organism: Acanthosepion pharaonis
Lineage: Eukaryota; Metazoa; Mollusca; Cephalopoda; Sepiida; Sepiidae
Source: the annotation of a GenBank genome assembly
AUGAUUUUCUUGUCCACUUAUACUCUCUCACUAUUCCUUUUCCUUCUUUUUUUUCUAUCUAUCUCCUUGUACUCUCUCACUAUUCCUUUUCCUUCUUUUUUUUCUAUCUAUCUCCUUGUACUCUCUCACUAUUCCUUUUCCUUCUUUUUUUUCUAUCUAUCUCCUUGUACUCUCUCACUAUUCCUUUUUCUUUUUUUUUCUAUCUAUCUCCUUGUACUCUCUCACUAUUCCUUUUCCUUCUUUUUUUUUUUAUAUAUCUCCUUGUACUCUCUCACUAUUCCUUUUCCUUCUUUUUUUUCUAUCUAUCUCCUUGUACUCUCUCACUAUUCCUUUUCCUUCUUUUUUUUCUAUCUAUCUCCUUGUACUCUCUCACUAUUCCUUUUCCUUCUUUUUUUUCUAUCUAUCUCCUUGUACUCUCUCACUAGUCCUUUUCCUUCUUUUUUUUCUAUCUCCUUGUACUCUCUCACUAUUCCUUUUCCUUCUUUUUUUUAUCUAUCUCCUUGUACUCUCUCAAAAUUCCUUUUCCUUCUUUUUUUUAUCUCUAUCUCCUUGUACUCUCUCACUAUUCCUUUUCCUUCUUUUUUUCUAUCUAUCUCCUUGUACUCUCUCACUAUUCCUUUUCCUUCUUUUUUUUUAUCUAUCUCCUUGUACUCUCUCACUAUUCCUUUUCCUUCUUUUUUUCUAUCUAUCUCCUUGUCUCUCACUAUUCCUUUUCCUUUUUUUUUUUUCUAUCUAUCUCCUUGUACUCUCUCAAAAUUCCUUUUCCUUCUUUUUUUUCUAUCUAUCUCCUUGUACUCUCUCACUAUUCCUUUUCCUUCUUUUUUUUCUAUCUAUCUCCUUUCCUUUUCCUUCUUUUUUUAUCUAUCUCCUUGUACUCUCUCACUCACCUUUUCCUUUUUUUUCUUUUUUUUCUAUCUCCUUGUUUUCUAUCUCCUCUCACUAUUCCUUUUCCUUCUUUUUUUUCUAUCUAUCUCCUUGUACUCUCUCACUAGUCCUUUUCCUUCUUUUUUUUUAUCUAUCUCCUUUGUACUCUCACUAGUCCUUUUCCUUCUUUUUUUCUAUCUAUCUCCUUGUACUCUCUCACUAUCCUUUUCCUUCUUUUUUUUCUAUCUAUCUCCUUGUACUCUCUCACUAGUCCUUUUCCUUCUUUUUUUUUUCUAUCUAUCUCCUUGUACUCUCUCAAAAUUCCUUUUCCUUUUUUUUUUCUAUCUAUCUCCUUGUACUCUCUCACUAUUCCUUUUCCUUCUUUUUUUUUUCUAUCUAUCUCCUUGUACUCUCUCACUAGUCCUUUUCCUUCUUUUUUUUCUAUCUAUCUCCUUGUACUCUCUCACUAGUCCUUUUCCUUCUUUUUUUCUAUCUAUCUCCUUGUACUCUCUCACUAGUCCUUUUCCUUCUUUUUUUCUAUCUAUCUCCUUGUACUCUCUCACUAGUCCUUUUCCUUCUUUUUUUCUAUCUCCUUGUACUCUCUCACUAGUCCUUUUCCUUCUUUUUUUCUAUCUAUCUCCUUGUACUCUCUCACUAGUCCUUUUCCUUCUUUUUUUCUAUCUAUCUCUUUGUACUCUCUCACUAUUCCUUUUCCUUCUUUCUUUUAUCUCUUUUGAAAUCGACGAAGAACGAAGCAGAAAACGAAAAUCGUCUCUCCUUCUUUUUCUUCUUCUGGUCUCCAGGCCCGAAAAUAGCGCCACCUGUCAAUCGUAUCAAGGGAUUCAGACCUAUGACCUCUCUUGGACCAACCAACCGACCUUUCUUCGACCGACUGAUCAACCUCUCUUCGACCGACCAACCUCUCUUCAACUAACUGACUUUUCUUCAACUGACCAACCUCUCUUCAACCGACCGACCGACCUCUCUUCAACCAACCGACCUCUAUUUGAGUGA